Molecule: messenger RNA, 2377 nt
Organism: Serinus canaria (Common canary)
Lineage: Eukaryota; Metazoa; Chordata; Aves; Passeriformes; Fringillidae
Gene: C18H17orf75
Product: chromosome 18 C17orf75 homolog
Exons: 10
Coding region: 51-1220 (389 amino acids)
Cellular component (GO): trans-Golgi network
Source: RefSeq, a predicted model, not a curated record
GCGGCCCGGUGGCUCCCCGCGGCACAGGCGGGGCCGGGGCCGGGGCCGCGAUGCUGCCGGCGCUGCCGGACGGCGAUGAGCGGGAGCUGGAGAGCAGCGAGGAGGGCGGCGGCGCGGGCGAGGAGCGGCGGUCGGAGCGGCACGGCUGCACCUACCACGGCCUCUAUGGCUACCGCAGGUCCGCUCAGCAGGGAGCCGCCGGCGGGGAUGGCAGUGCCGGUAGCGCCGUGGCACACACACCCUCCACCGAAGACUUCAGCCUCUCCUUGCUGGACACCAGCUUACCAGCUGAAGCAGAGACGGAGUUGCGCAGUUUCAUCGCUAAGCGCCUUACUAAAGGAGCGCUGUUUGAAGGAAUGGGGAAUGUAGCAUCAGUGGGGCUGAGCAUACCAGAAGGUAAAGUUGGGUGUUACUACUGUCGUUUCCAACAAGAAAGUCUUCUGGAAAUGGGAACGUUGGAAUCAGACAUCAAUGCUCCAGAAUAUGUGGUUUGUUUCUUAGGUGGCUCAGAGAAGGGUCUGGAACUUUUCAGACUUGAGCUGGACAAAUACAUUCAAAAUCUGAAGAUAAAUCUUGAUUUGGAGCAAAAAAACUUGGAGGCCUCUGUUAGCCCCUACCUGAGGAGCUGGUUUGAGGAUGCCAUCUGCCCUAUCCAGAGGGUCGUGCAGCUCUUCCAGGACAAACUUGCCUCUCUGCUACAUGCUGCUCUGAGUUACACUCCUGUAGAGGUCAAAAAUGCAGAUGAAAGAACAGAAAAGGACAUCAGCAGGUUCCUGGCAGCUGCCAGCCUCCAAGGGCUUGUCCAGGAAGGCACAAUGACCUCCCUGUGCAUCGCCAUGACAGAGGAACAGCACAAGUCCAUGGUUAUAGACUGUAGUGGACCUCAGCCCCAGCUGCAUAAUGCAGGAAGCAACAGAUUCUGUGAGGACUGGAUGCAAGCUUUUGCGAAUGGUGCUGAAGGUGGAAAUCCUUUUCUCUUCCGGCAGAUUUUGGAAAACUUUAAAUUGAAGGCUAUCCAGGACAUUAACAACCUGAAGAGGUUUAUCCGCCAGGCCGAAAUGAACCACUACGCCUUGUUCAAGUGCUACCUGUUCCUAAAGAACUGUGGCAGUGGAGACAUCCUGCUGAAGAUUGUGAAAGUAGAACAUGCAGAAAUGCCAGAGGCCAGGAACGUAGUGACUGUCCUGGAGGAAUUCAUGAGAGAAACAUCAGUUUCUUAAAGUUAUCUUAUGUAUAAAUCAUUAAUUUCUAUUGUGCAGUGCAGCUAUUGCUGGAUUUUUAAUUUAUAUUUAAAAAUAUUGCCCAAGUCAAACCUCAGCUGCAGUUUCACCUGCCUUUUUUUGGUUUUAGACAAAACACUAUGAGCUUUUUUAAUGUGUAAAUAUCAGAUAAUAUAAACUCAUGCAGAGUUUUCAGAUUCUCCAACUGACUUGCUCCUGUUCUGAGGAAAUCAUGACAUUUGAUUUUUAUAGUAAUUGCAAAACCAAACCUAAAUCCCUUACCUGGCAAGCAUGUCACUGUUCUAAGUAUUUUAAAUAUCUUUAAAAUAAUUUAGAUCUGGCUCAUUUGUUUUUAUAAAGCAGUACAAACAUCUGGCUAGAUCUAGAUAAUGAAUUAAUCAUUUUAGUUUAGAUAAGAGAACCUAGGUACCAAGUCUGUGUCUAGUUUCUGCUUUCAAACUGCUGGUUUGUUCUGCUGCCACUGGAUAAACGAGUUGGUAAUUGUCUGAAAUAGAGCUGCCUGAAGACUGAGCCAUUGCAGUGAUCAGUUUGUAUGUGCCUGUAUGUGUGCAUACACACACACAACAGGUACCUGAAAUUCCCAGGAUAUUUGAUAUAUCCUCUUCUUCCUCAGUCUGAGAUCUGAUCAAGACCUUCUUUGUAUGUUCUUAUACUACAGUUUUGCAUAACUGUGAAUAAUGCUCUGUUUUUCAGUCAUGAAGAAACUAAAAAGUUUCUUCUUUAACAUUUAAUAUUAAGACUUCUUCAGAAUUUGAAAUAAAUGAAUUUCCCAAAUUAAUUACUCAGACUUUAAAACAUUUCAAUGUAUCAGCAAUGGAUUCUUACCCACAUCAUGGGGCACAUAGGCGGCAGAAUACGUGAAGGAAAUCUUAGGCUACAGCUGGAAUAAAAACUCAUGAAGUUUCUGAGUAACCUCAUAAAGAGAGCGAUUUCUGCAAACCUGAUACAAGCACAAUUCCUUGUUGGUUCUGCAGCAGAGGGUGUUUGAACUCCCCUGAAACAGCACCUGUAACUCAUGUGGUUCAGUGUGACUUGUGCUGGUGCUCUGUACUGUGAGGGCAGGAGUUGCUGCUUUCCUGUGACACCACCAUGUUGAACCUUAUAAGGCUGACAAUAAAACACAUUGAAAUCCUCAA